AUGCGAAGAGAACUCCUGGAGGCCACCGCUGGUCAGCCACUAGUUUCUAAAGACUCAUCAAAUCGAGCCUCAUGUUCGUACCCGUGGUUUUUGAGAAAAAGAAAAGUAGGAUUCAUGCCGGCCGCGUUCAUCGUAGGCAACUGCUCACGAACCUGGCACUCGGUGCUCGCUGCGCGACGCACCUCUACGAUGAACUCUUUUCUAGGUAAAAGCAGCCCAGUGCUGCGACGCAGCAUGCGCUUCAGGCUGGCCCUUGGGGCAGGCGGCGGUCGGAGCCUGUGCGUGAGGUCGAACUGCGAGGGACGAGCUCGACCCGGCGAACCCGAGCCGCCAGACUACGGCAAACAGUCCAAGGGGCCUGGUGGAAGCAAUAUCCCAGGAAGCGGCAGACCUGAGGAGCUCCCCGAAGAGGAUCGGCCGCCGAGCUUUGAAGAGCAGUCUCCAUAUGAGUUGACUCUGUCGCAGCAGCUGCUUCUUCAGCAAUACAUCGCGGAAAUUGAGCAAACUAGCGCAGAGACCUGCCGUGAAAUGUGCGCGGCCAUCAUGUCGCAGAUGAUGAUGAAAGAGAAUUUGAUUAAGGAGCUCUUGGGGCGUGACGACAUCCAGUUUCCGCCGAUGCCCCAAAUUCCGGGCUCUGAUGAUCCACCGCUCGAUAGCGGGCCGAGGCGGUAA
This is a messenger RNA of Cyanidioschyzon merolae strain 10D, 672 nucleotides long. RefSeq lists its product as hypothetical. The transcript has a single exon. Lineage: Eukaryota; Rhodophyta; Bangiophyceae; Cyanidiales; Cyanidiaceae. The coding region runs from base 1 to 672 and encodes 223 amino acids. The record is from RefSeq and is a predicted model, not a curated record.